Messenger RNA from Adineta steineri, 1329 nucleotides. Lineage: Eukaryota; Metazoa; Rotifera; Eurotatoria; Adinetida; Adinetidae. The record is from the annotation of a GenBank genome assembly.
AUGCGUGAAAUAAUUCAUAUUCAACUCGGUGGAUGUGGUAAUCGAAUUGGUUCUAAAUUUUGGAAAACUAUAACUGAUGAACAUUGUAUUGAUUCCACAGGUAUUUAUUAUGGUCAAUUAGAUGAAAGUUUUGAAGGUAUUAAUGUUUAUUUCAAUGAAAUACCAAAAGGAAAAUAUUGUCCUCGUGCUAUUCUAGUUGAUCUUGAGCCUGAUGUUAUUAAUACAUUACAUAAUAAUUCAUUCAACAAAUUUUUCUGCUCAGAUAAUAUAAUUUGUGGUAUGAUAUUAUUUUUAUUAAAUGAAUACAAAGAUUUUGUAUGUGUAGGUAAAAUUGGAAGUGGUAGCAGUUGGAGUUCUGGUUUUUAUAACGAUGAUACCGAAGUAAUUGAUCAAGUUCUAAAUACAAUUCGUAAAGAAAGUGAAUUAUGUGAUUGUCUUCAAGGUUUUCAAUUGAGUCAUUCUCUUCUUGGUGGCACUGGAUCAGGUUUUGGAUCAUUACUUAUUGAUAAACUUCGAGAAGAAUAUCCUGAUCGUGCUAUAAUGACAUUUAGUUCUUUAGCAUCAUCUGAAACAUGUGAACAUCUCAUUGAACCAUACAAUAUUGUACUUUCUAUACAACAUUUAAUUGAAAAUGUUGAUGCUACCUACUUUUUCGAUAAUGAAACAUUACAUAAAACAUUUUCUCGUACACAAACAUCACCGACUUACAAUGAUUUAAAUCAAUUGAUAUCAACUGCUAUGUCUGGUGUAACAACAUGUUUUCGUUUUCCAGAUCAGAUCAAUGGCGAUAUGCGAAAACUAAAUAAUCAUAUGAUUCCAUUUCCACGUUUACAUUUCUUAAUGUCCAGUUAUGCUCCAAUAAUUUCUCAAACUUGUAUACAAAAUAAUUCAAUACCAUUAUAUCAAUUGAUUGAAGAAUUAUUUGAUAACAAAAACAUGUUGAUUCCUUGUGAUUUACAACAAGGUCGAUAUCUAAGCGCGACAGCAAUCUUUCGUGGUCGUAAUACGACUAUAAAAGAAAUAUAUGAACAUAUGUUGAAUUUACAAACUAAAGUGAAGAAUAUAAAAACUACUUUAUGUAAAAUUCCAUUGAAAGAUUUGGAAAUAUCAUCAACAUUGAUUGGUAAUCAUACAUCUAUUCAAAAUCUAUUGAAGUAUUUUUUAGAAAAAUUUUCGACAAUAUUUCGUCGAAAACUUUAUAUAUUUGGUUUUUGUCGUUCAGGUAUGGAUGAAAUGGAAUUUACAGAAGCUGAAUCAAAUUUAAGAGAUUUAAUUGAUGAAUAUCAAGAAAUUCAACAUGGAAAAACAGAAAACAACGAAGAAGAUUAA